AUGCUGAACUCUACUGACAACUACCAGAAUUUCCUAGCCUUCAUUUUUGCCAUUGAAGAGAUCAACAGGAAUCCUCACCUUCUACCCAACAUAACUCUGGGGUAUGAAUUCCACCAAAUACAUUACAGACACUGGAGGAUGCUGGAGAGUAUGUUCAAACUGCACACAGGACAAGCUGAGGUCCCUAACUAUACUUGUAGGAGAGAAAGCAAGUCUGUAGCAGUCCUGAUAGGAACAAACUGGGCAAAUGCUGGAAAAAGUGCAGCACUGCUGGAGCUCUACAAGUUUCCACAGUUCAGCUUUGGUUCCUUUGAUCCCACAUUCGGUGACAGAGGCCAGUUUCCUUUUCUGUAUCAAGUGGCCCCCAAGGAAACGUCUCUGGUCACUGGCAUGGUCUCCUUGAUGCUUCACUUCAGCUGGACCUGGGUAGGACUGGUCAUCACAGAAGGUCAGAAAGGCACUCAGUUUCUCUCAGAUGUCAGAGCAGAAAUGGACAAGAAUGGAGUCUGUGUGGCAUUUGUGAAAAUGAUCUCAAAUUUCCUUGCAAUGUCUGCAAUGGCUCUACAGAAACUAGAUUUCCUGUCCAGGGAAACACCACCAAUAACUGCAGUUGUCCUUUACUAUGACACAGAAAGUCUAAAUGACAUAAACUAUCAAAUAGGGCAGUACUUGGUGAUAUGGAGAGUCUGGGUCACAAACUCACAAUGGCAUGCUGACACAUCUGGGAGAAAUUUCAUACUUGACUCAUUCCAUGGGACUCUCAUUUUUUCAAACCACCGUGAGGACAUUCCAGAAUUUAAAACUUUCAUUCACAGAGCUAACCCCACCAAAUACCCAGAGGACAUGUUUCUCACUCUAUAUUGGUUCCAGAAUUUUCAUUGCUCAGUAUCUGAUUCUGAUUGUGCAUUGAAGAACUGCCUGCCUAAUGCUUCCCUAGCAUGGCUGCCUGUGAAUCAUUUUGACAUGGCCAUGAGUGAUGCAAGUUACAACGUAUACAAUGCUGUGUAUGCUGUGGCCCAUGCCCUGCAUGAGCUGCUCCUUCAGCAAGUUGGAGCAAAACCAAUCAGAAAUGGAGACACAAUGCUGUUUUCUGCCUGGCAGCUGCACCCCUUUCUGAAGAAAAUGCAGUUCAAUAAUCCUACUGGAGAACUAGUGAAUUUAGACAAGAAAAGUAAUACAGAAGCAAAGUAUGACAUUCUCAAUGUUUGGAAUUUUCCAGAAGGUCUUAGACGUAAGGUGAAAGUUGGAGAGUUUUCCCCUCAUGCUCCAUAUGGACAAUUAUCUUUGUCUGAAUACAUGAUAGAGUGGGCCACAUGAAUUAUAGAGACUCCCCCUUCUGUAUGCAGUGAGAGCUGUAAUCCUGGAUUCAGGAAAUCUCCCCAGGAAGGAAAAGCUGCCUGUUGCUUUGAUUGCACCCCUUGCUCAGAGAAUGAGGUCACCAAUGACACAGAUAUGGAACAGUGCAUGAAGUGUCCAGAUCAUCAGUAUGCCAACAGUCAGAAAACACACUGUUUGCAAAAGCUCACAAUUUUUCUGAAUUAUGAAGACCCGCUGGGUACAGUUCUGCUUGGUGCAGCCCUGAGUCUCACUGUCCUCACAGUUGUCAUUCUUGGACUAUUUGUAAAGCAUGCAGACACGCCUAUUGUGAGGGCAAAUAACAGGGGCCUCAGCUACACCCUGCUCAUCUCCCUCACCUUCUGCUUCCUCUGUUCCUUGCUCUUCAUUGGCCGUCCCAGCACAGCCACCUGCAUCCUCCAACAGACCACAUUUGCACUUGUGUUCACUGUAGCUGUUUCCACUGUCUUAGCCAAAACCAUCACUGUGGUGCUGGCCUUUAAGGUCACUGCCCCAGGCACAAGAAUGAGGCAGUUGCUGCUAUCAGGAGCACCUAACUCCAUCAUCCCCAUCUGUACCCUGAUCCAGCUCACUCUCUGUGGCAUCUGGAUGGGGACGAAUCCACCCUACAUUGACACAGAUGCUCACUCUGAACAUGGCCACAUCAUCAUCGUGUGCAACAAGGGCUCCCUCACUGCCUUCUACUGUGUCCUGGGAUACCUGGGCUCCCUGGCCAUGGUGAGCUUCACUGUGGCUUUCCUGGCCAGGAAUCUGCCUGACACCUUCAAUGAAGCCAAGUUCCUGACGUUCAGCAUGCUGGUGUUCUGCAGUGUGUGGGUCACCUUCCUGCCCAUGUACCACAGUACUAAGGGAAAGGUCAUGGUGGCCAUGGAGGUCUUCUCCAUCUUGGCCUCCAGUGCUGGGCUCCUAGGCUGCAUCUUUGCCCCUAAAUGCUUCAUUAUUUUGUUAAGACCAGAGAGAAAUUCUUUGCAUGGAUUCAAAGACAAAAUCAAAUCUUGA
Octodon degus (degu) is the source of this 2355-nucleotide messenger RNA. RefSeq names its product vomeronasal type-2 receptor 116-like. Gene Ontology annotation, cellular component: membrane. NCBI's taxonomy places the organism in Eukaryota, Metazoa, Chordata, Mammalia, Rodentia, Octodontidae. The record is from RefSeq and is a predicted model, not a curated record. Gene Ontology annotation, biological process: G protein-coupled receptor signaling pathway. The annotation marks the transcript as partial. The transcript is spliced from 6 exons. Gene Ontology annotation, molecular function: G protein-coupled receptor activity.